Molecule: messenger RNA, 2631 nt
Organism: Erinaceus europaeus (western European hedgehog)
Lineage: Eukaryota; Metazoa; Chordata; Mammalia; Eulipotyphla; Erinaceidae
Gene: TRAPPC12
Product: trafficking protein particle complex subunit 12
Exons: 12
Coding region: 142-2529 (795 amino acids)
Cellular component (GO): TRAPP complex; Golgi apparatus
Molecular function (GO): protein binding
Source: RefSeq, a predicted model, not a curated record
AUCAGUGCGCGCCGGCGCAGAAGCCACAGUCAGAGCUGCUCUAAAGUGGAUCCUUCCUGGCUGGCUGCACCUUCUUCCUGCGCCCGGGUCCUGGCAGCUUGUGACCCCCUUUCCAGCCCCAGUGGGUGGGUGGCAGCCAACAUGGAGCAUGCUAGUGGGUCCAACAAGAGCAUGAUAGAGGAGUCCAGGCCAGUUGAGGGACAAGCUGAGGAUGGCACUCCACAGGUGCCCUCAGAAGAGCAGGGGCAGCUUCUGUAUCAUGAGGAGACCAUUGAUCUUGGUGGAGACGAGUUUGGGUCUGAAGAGAAUGAGACCCUGUCAGAAGACUCUAAUAAUUUUGUCGAUAAGCUAAACGAGCACAUGAUGGAGAGUGUCCUCAUUUCUGACUCUCCAAAUAAUAGUGAAGAUGAUGCAGGUGACCUCGGCUGUUUGCAUGACAUCGUGGAGCCUGCAGAAGACAGUGCUGGUCCCAGAUUGGAAAAUACUGAGGAUAAGGAAGCCUUGGACACUCUGAGCAGUGGCAAUGAAAGUGAUGAGGAUGAUACCCCUAAGGAUGUCUCUGAUAUGACCCCUGACAGCAGAGGGUCCCUGAAAGAAGACCCAGAGCAAGAAGCAAAAGAUGAGGCUGCAUUUGAGAACAAAAAUGCAGAGGACUUGGGACCCAGGGAUGAGAAGGUUCACUCUGAGACAUCAGUGUCAGAGCUGUCUUCCAGACAGUCUUCUAACGAUGAGUCCAUCCCUGUGUGCACCAUUUUCAGCCAGGCCAGUCCGGCAGACUCCCAGUCACCCCUGUUCUUACGGGAUGGGUUUGAAUCUCAGAUGGUGAAAUCUCCCAGCUUCAGUGGCGCCAGUGAUGCAGCAACCAAAACUCCUCCUCAAGUGGUCCAGCCAAGCCCAAGCCUAAGUAACUUUUUUGGAGAUACGACCAACACUAAUUCCGUGGCUGCGGACUUCUUCGAUUCAUUUACCACUUCCACAUUCAUCUCCGUCAGUAACCCCAACGCAGGCACUUCUGUUCCAGAACAGUUGUCCUCACUCACAACUCCAGUGGGAGAGCAGUCUCCAGGUUCUACUGGUCCUUCUUACUCCCCAGGGGUGACCAGAUCCGAAUCAAGCAUCUCAACAGCUUCUCUUGAAAUGGCUCAAUCUCCCAAACCAUUCUCACAGAUCCAGGCUGUCUUUGCAGGCAGUGAGGACCCCUUUGCCACAGCCCUAAGCAUGAGUGAAAUGGACCGAAGAAGUGAUGCCUGGCUGCCCAGUGAGGGGACCAGGGAAGUUCUGAUUUCUGUUGCAACCCAGCAGUAUAGCACAGUGUUCAUAGACAAGGAGAACCUCACCAUGCCAGGCCUCAAAUUCGACAACAUCCAGGGAGAUGCAGUUAAAGACUUAAUGGUUCGCUUCCUGGGUGAAAAAGCUGCAGCAAAGAGACAGGUCUUAAAUGCCAACUCAGUAGAACAAUCUUUUGUUGGAUUGAAACAGCUAAUUAGCUGUAAAAACUGGAGGGCUGCUGUCGACCUGUGUGGGCGUCUUCUCACAGCCCAUGGCCAAGGCUACGGCAAGAGUGGGCUGCCAACCAGUCACACGGCAGACUCAUUGCAGCUUUGGUUUGUGAGACUGGCACUACUGGUGAAGCUGGGCCUUUUCCAGAAUGCUGAAAUGGAGUUUGAGCCCUUUGGCAACCUAGAUCAGCCAGAUCUCUAUUAUGAAUACUACCCUCAUGUGUACCCUGGGCGAAGGGGCUCCAUGGUGCCCUUCUCAAUGCGGAUCUUACACGCAGAGCUUCAGCAGUACCUGGGGAACCCCCAGGAGUCACUGGAUAGACUGCACAGAGUGAAAGCUGUCUGCAAUAAGAUCCUAACAAAUUUGGAACAAGGCUUAGCUGAAGACGGCAGCAUGAGUACCAUCACACAGGAGAAUCGGCAAGCCUCCAUUCAGCUGUGGAGGUCGCGUACAGGCCGGGUGCUGUGCUCCAUGGCCAACUGUCUGCUCCUGAUGAAGGAUUAUGUGCUGGCUGUGGAUGCAUACCACUCUGUGAUCCAGUACCACCCUGAGCAGGAGCCACAGCUGCUGAGUGGCAUUGGCCGGAUUUUCCUUCAGAUUGGAGACAUAAAAACAGCUGAAAAGUACUUUCAAGAUGUGGAGAAAGUAGCGCAGAAAUUGGAUGGACUACAGGGUAAAAUAAUGGUUUUAAUGAACAGAGCUUUCCUUCACCUGGGUCAGAACAAUUUUGCAGAAGCCCACAAAUUCUUCACCGAAAUUUUGAGGAUUGAGCCAACAAACGCUGUGGCCAACAACAACGCCGCUGUGUGUCUGCUCUACCUGGGCAAGCUCAAGGACUCGCUGCGGCAGCUGGAGGCCAUGGUGCAGCAGGACCCCAGGCACUACCUGCACGAGAGUGUGCUCUUCAACUUGACCACCAUGUACGAGCUGGAGUCCUCGCGAAGCAUGCAGAAGAAGCAAGCCCUGCUCGGGGCAGUCGCCAGCAAAGAAGGGGACAGCUUUAACACACAGUGCCUCAAGCUGGCCUAGGCCUCCUGAGCUCAGGAAGGAGCAAGGCUCUGUACACUGUAUAAAUUUGGAACUAAUGUAUGAAUGUCACUGAUGGGUUCAAUAAAACUUCUCUCACUGCUA